Messenger RNA from Taeniopygia guttata (zebra finch), 1848 nucleotides. RefSeq names its product tektin 1 (gene TEKT1). The record is from RefSeq and is a predicted model, not a curated record. Gene Ontology annotation, biological process: cilium assembly; cilium movement involved in cell motility. NCBI's taxonomy places the organism in Eukaryota, Metazoa, Chordata, Aves, Passeriformes, Estrildidae. Gene Ontology annotation, cellular component: nucleus; microtubule cytoskeleton.
GGAUCGGUUGUAAAUUUCAUAUUAACACUUUGAAAGGAAAUUGUCUUUUACGGUAGCUGACAUUAAUGAACGGAUUUGUGGUUUGUCGCUUUAAUUUGUGGCAGUGUCGCUACAAUCUGGGGUAGGACAGCAUGAGAUACUGGGGUUUUAGAACAAAACGGCAUGAAGUCCCACUGGUCCCACAAUAACGUCGUGGAGAACCACCACUGGGAGUUUCCUCGGCUUUCAAGGUUCCAUAUUCAAAGAACUCACCUGCAUUAUAUCCAGAAACUUUCCACAUAGCAAUGGCCAGACUGUUGCAAGAUCCAUCUAAACUUCAUCCCUCAGAAUGGCACACUGCAAACAGAAUGCAGCGUGCCAGUACAGAGUCCCAGAAAUCCAGGUCAGAAUGCAUGAUAGCUGAGAGUUGGAGGCUGGUGGACGAAAUAGAAAAGACAACUCAAAAAACCCAAAGCGAUGUCAACAAGAAAUUAGAACAGAGACGGGACGAGAUAAAAUUCUGGAAGCAAGAGUUAGAUAACAAGCUAGACCAAAUUGUUCAUGAGACAGAGAUACUGUUGACUUUCAAGAAUAGGCUGGAGAGAGCUUUGGAGGGCUGCAAAGAGCCCCUUGUCAUUGCCCAAAAGUGUCUCCUGUACAGGCAGAAGCGAGUUGGGAUUGACUUGGUGCAUGAUGAAGUGGAACAGGAACUGCUGAAGGAAGCAGAAGUCAUUCAGGGGGUUAUUGCUUUACUUGGACGUACAUUGGAACAAACAAAUGAGCAAAUCAGACGAAACCGUUCAGCAAAAUACAACCUGGAUAUGGAUCUGAAGGACAAAUUCACAGCUUUGACAAUUGAUGAUUACUGUGCUAGCUUGACAAAUGACACUCCUCAUAUUAUAUAUGCUGAUAAUGCAAUGAAACUAGAAGGAAAUUUUGUUAGCCCUGAGGACUGGAUAGAUUUCUCAAACAUAAAUGUUGAAAAGGCUGACAAGCAGCGAAACAAUUCUUUGGCACUGAAGGCACUUAUCAAUAGCAUCCUCUCACAGACAGCAAAUGACAUGCGUAAGCAAUGUGAGAUGGUGAAUAAUGCUUUUAGAAAUAGGGUGAAGGAAGUCAAGGAUGCCAAGCACAAGCUAGAGACACUUCUUGCAAUGCUCUGUGUUUGUGCCACUACAGAGAUGAAUUUCUGGAGUCACUCAUUCAAUCUAAAUGUUGCUGUAGCCAUCAGUAAAGUCAGGAUUUUCCUCAUGAUUUUUAGUUGCAUGAGGCUCCUAUAGCUUUUUCAGGAUUGUGAUAUAAUUGAUAACAGCAGGGUCAAUGUGCUCAAAAUUUGAUGCAUGAAAACUGAGUAUUAAUAUUAAAAAUUAAUUGCUGAGCAUAAAUUUCUGGGUUCACUCAGAAUGGUGCCAUCUGCUUUCCAAUGAAGGAAUCAUACUCCUGGCUAAGCUUUGCAAAAUAUAAUUUGAUGAAACAACAACAUAGUGAGUGUUACUGUGAUUGUUACAACUAUUAAAGACGAUGAUGAUGAUGAUUUCACACAUUGUAAGAGAUGGUGUGCAGAAUUUCAUGGUUGGAUUUGUUAAGGUGAUGGAUGAGACUGCCUCACAGGAGAAGAACAUUGCAGCCUUAAAGAAAGCAAUUGCUGAUAAGGAAGGACCUGUAAAAGUGGCUCAAACCCGCUUGGAAGCGAGGAACCAUCGCCCCAAUGUGGAACUGUGCUAUGACACAGUGCACAGCAGUCUGAUGCGUGAAGUUCAUGAGAUUACCAAAAAUAUUCAAAGGCAAGUGGAAAUGAUGCAAGAGGAAAAUCUGUGGUACUGGUUAAUUUAAUGUGUCAGCAUAACAAUGGGUCCCAACUAUUCUCCC